AUGAGUCCUUCGAUCGACCUUAAGGGCGCGGAUACGUCUGCCAGCCCGUUGACAGUCGAUGGCAUUGCGCAGUUGAGAGCGAAGAGUGCGCCAGUCCCUACAGGGAUUGCGCCUUCUACGAGCAGUAAUAUGUUCAAGAGCCCUUCAUGCUAUACCAAGCCGAAAGCGAAGCGGUGGGAUCACUACCUCUCUGAAGAAUCAAAAUCCCGACAGCAAUCUACAUUGAAGGGUGCUGCGCGUUACCUUAAGACUCCAGGUCUCAUCUCGUUGGGAGGUGGUCUGCCGUCGCCAGAAUACUUUCCUUUCGAAGAGAUUAGCAUCAAAGUCCCAACGCCGCCGGGUUUCUCCCCCCACGAGACCCAGGAAUCCGGCGCUGUCCUGACCGCCAAGAAAGGGGAUGUUCAGGCUGGCAGAAGUCUUUACGACCUGGAGGUUGCUCUUAAUUAUGGACAAUCGACCGGUUCCCCUCAGCUCCUCAGAUUCGUGACGGAGCAUACCGAGCUUAUUCACAACCCCCCAUACGCCGACUGGCAAUGUUGCUUGAACGCUGGUAGCACAUAUGGGUGGGAUACAGUACUCCGAAUGCUCUGCACCAGGGGCGACUACAUCCUGAUGGAGGAGUAUACAUUCUCUAGCGCCAAGGAGGGCGCUCUUCCAUUGGGAGUCAAGGUGGCAUCGGUCAAGAUGGAUGCAGAAGGUCUUCUGCCCGAGUCGCUCGACGAGGUCUUGAGCAACUGGGAUGAAGCUUCUCGGGGCAGCCGCAAGCCAUUUGUGCUGUACACGAUUCCAACUGGACAGAACCCUACCGGUGCCACGCAGCAGCUGGAGAGACGAAAGGCUGUAUACAAGGUGGCACAGAAGCACGACUUGAUUAUCGUGGAAGACGAGCCUUACUACUUCUUGCAGAUGCAGCCAUACACCGGACCCGACCGCGAGCCUGUCCCACCUCCUGCCAGCCACGAUGAAUUCAUCAAGUCUCUCAUUCCAUCGUACCUGAGCCUAGAUGUCGAUGGGCGUGUGCUCCGACUUGAAUCCUUCUCCAAGGUUCUUUCUCCUGGCUCGCGGACCGGUUGGAUCGUUGGCCCAGAGCAGCUUGUCGAACGAUUCAUGCGCAACUGUGAAACAUCUGCUCAGCAUCCAAGCGGCAUCUCACAGAUUGUUCUGUUUAAACUUCUCGACGAACACUGGGGCCACUCUGGCUACCUGGACUGGUUGAUCAACCUGCGUAUGCAGUACACCGGUCGCAGAGACGCCAUUGUCAAUGCUUGCGAGAAAUAUCUUCCUAGGGAGAUUGCUAAGUGGAACCCUCCCGCCGCAGGAAUGUUUCAUUGGAUUGAGAUCGAUUGGCAGAAGCAUCCUGCCGUGCCUUCGGGUAAGACCCGCGAGGCUAUCGAGGAAGCUGUCUUCCAUGCUGCGGUGGAUAACGGCGUGCUCGUCUCGCGAGGCAGUUGGUUCACCGCAGCUGGUCGCAACGAGGGCAACUUGUUCUUCCGCGCUACCUUUGCGGCUGCCAGCUCGGAAAACAUUGCAGAGGCUAUUGCUCGGUUUGCAACUGCCCUCAGAACGGAGUUUUCUUUGUAG
Messenger RNA from Aspergillus viridinutans, 1581 nucleotides. RefSeq names its product aminotransferase-like domain-containing protein. The record is from RefSeq and is a predicted model, not a curated record. Gene Ontology annotation, biological process: L-tyrosine biosynthetic process; aromatic amino acid catabolic process. Gene Ontology annotation, molecular function: aromatic-amino-acid:2-oxoglutarate transaminase activity; pyridoxal phosphate binding; L-2-aminoadipate:2-oxoglutarate transaminase activity. Bases 1 to 1581 code for a protein of 526 amino acids. The transcript is spliced from 8 exons. Lineage: Eukaryota; Fungi; Ascomycota; Eurotiomycetes; Eurotiales; Aspergillaceae.